Thlaspi arvense is the source of this 1830-nucleotide messenger RNA. The record is from the annotation of a GenBank genome assembly. NCBI's taxonomy places the organism in Eukaryota, Viridiplantae, Streptophyta, Magnoliopsida, Brassicales, Brassicaceae.
AUUCUUAGCCAUAUUUUCCAUGAGUUGACCAGAUACUAAAAUCACAAUGGUCAAUCCCUCCUUGCCAUAUUUCCAUAAGCUGACCAGAGACUAAAAUCAGAAUACUUUUAGUGAAAAAUCUGUUGAAAAGCCCUUACCAAAAUCCCAAUUCUCGUCGGAGAUUUCUAAGUAAAACCCUAGAAGAAGCCAUAUAUAUUAAUAAUAUACAUUCAUCGGCCAUCGCUCGUGUGUCAUUCCCUCUGUCUUCCUUCUCUUCACUGUCAUCUGAGAUUUUAAUCCUCUCAUCUUUACCAGUGAUGGCAGUCGAAUCAAAUGCUCCAUUGGUUGAUCCACACAUUGUGGGGAAUGCGUUUGUUCAGAAAUACUACGUUCACUUAUACGAUUCACCAGCCGAAAUGCAUCGAUUCUAUCUUGAGGAUAGCGUUUUAGGGCGCCCUGGUUCCGAUGGAGAGAUGGUUUCUGUAAAGUCUUUGAAAGCUAUCAAUGACCAGAUCAUGUCAUUUGAUUACGUAAACUCAAAGAUUCAAAUUUUAACUGCUGAUUCCCAACCUUCGUACAAGAAUGGAGUUGUUACCUUGGUCACAGGCUUACUGACUGUAAAAGAUGGGAAAAGAAUGAGAUUUUCUCAAUCUUUUUUCCUUGUGCCGAAGAAAGGAAGCUACUUUGUGCUGAACGAUGUCUUUCGAUAUGUCUCUGACGAACCAGAACCUAACAAGGAAGUUGUCGAAGAGGCGAUCCCUCAAGUAGUCCAAACAACAGUCACUAACUUGGAACCGGCAAGUGAAGUUGCAGAGCCAGUUUCUACCACUACUCAAGAACACGUGGCGAAACAGACAACUGAAGUUGCGGUGAAGAAACCAGAAAGAGCUAUAGCUAAUGGACAUACGAGAGCCCCGGAGGAAAAAGCUGUGGAUGGUAUCAGCAACGGUGUGGAUGCUCCCAAGAAAUCCUUUGCAGUAGUUGUUCAAUCCCCGGCUCAAAAUGGUGCUACGUUCAAUGUCAAAGCUUCUCCUGCAAAGCCUAAGCCUGUUGGAAAGCCGAGUGCUGCUCUCGAAUCUAAAGCUCCUGCACCAGUUCCUGCACAUUCUCCUGCUGAAGCAAUCGACCAACCAGGUGAGGAUGGUUGCAUAUUUGUUGCAAACUUGCCUAUGGAUGCUACACCCGAGCAACUGAAUGAAAUAUUCAAAGGUUUCGGAGCUAUUAAGAAAGACGGUAUCCAAGUUAGAAGCUACAGGCUAAAGGGAAACUGUUUCGGUUUUGUGACAUAUGAAUCUGUUGAAGCUGUGAAGUUGGUCCUCGAGGCUCACAGAGAGUCAGCCAUCAGAAUCGGGAACCGAAGAGUUGCUAUAGAAGUAAAACGAGGCAACAAUGAGAACGGCAGAAUAUCAAUGCGAAACGGAGGUUAUGGGAGCGAGAAUGGUUACAGAAACGACGGGUUUAGGCCUCGUGGCAAUGGUGUUAGUGGUGGACGAGGCUAUGGAAGAAAUGGAAAUGAGAGACGGGGCGAAUCACGCAGCGGUGAGGCUAAUAAUGGUGAUGGCAAAGUUUAUCAGAACGGUACGGUGAAAGCUGGCCGUGAAAGUGCUCAAUCCAGAAGAUAAAAGAGUUAGACUUUUUUCCGUAUACUCUCUGAUGUUGUUGUUGUUAUUGUUCAUUUGAAAUUGAGAAUCUGAAGUUUUAUAGGAAGAGAAGAGAGUGAGAGAUCAAAGUUUUGUUGGAGUAGGUUUUAUCUCUUGAGUCUUAAGCGAUAAACCCUUCAUUCAUUUGAGUUUUUGUAUUGGAUUAUAACUUUUUUUUUUAUAUGAUCACUUCUCUCUUUUUGAAGCUUGA